AAGCCUUUUCCAGGCGAAGUUGGGAGCGAUGGGAGGGGAGCGCUCAGUGCUGCAGCUGGACGGCGGAGCGGCUCGGGUUGUGCUGCUGAGCAUGACGAGAUGCUGCUUGUGACAGCGGUGUCUGACUAAUAAUGAACGCCUUCAGUAAGUGCUGGGAUGGAUGAGGAAGGUUUACCGGGUGGAAUAACAGUGUGCUGUUGUGCCUCCUGGCUCCGAGAUGGUGUCACCUCUGUGCGCUUUUCCCUCUGCUAUCCGGACAGGGGACACUGGCAAGGAAGUGACACACCGGCGUCGGAAUUUACACAAUUAUCAGUCUCAGAAUAGACGGUGGAGGGAGUAGAGGCGCUGCCAUGGAGAAACAGAGCAGAGUCAAGGAGGAAAUGCCGACAUCGAAGGAAGAGAAGCGCAAAGAGAGGAAGCCGAAACCUGGGAAGCUUUUCCGAAAGAAAUCCUUGAAGUCUGUGGGGAGUUUUAUGAACAGAAUCAUCAAAACUUUGGGCACUUUCACUCACUUUGGAGACGCUGACGCGCAUGACGCGGAGGACGACGAUGGGGGGUUUCGCAAUGGCGCACCUUGCACCCUCAGCGCCGGCUCGGGGAUCAUCAAGGAGGAUGUGCAGGUGGCUUGGGAACGCGUGGUGAAAAACACUUCGAGCACGUCUUCUUCUCUGUGUACCGGGCGAGAAAAACUCCUGUACCAAUACGGAGACAAAAUCCCAGGUGUCCUGGGGCUGAAAAACCACGGGAACACCUGUUUCAUGAACGCCGUGGUCCAGUGUUUGAGCAACACGGACCUGCUCGCAGAGUACCUGGGGUUGGAGCGAUACAAGCCGGACCUGAGUCAAAGCAGAAUAAACGGGGUGGUGAGAAGUGACGAGACGCGGCUUGCCAAGGGAGAAGUGACGGAGCAGUUGGCAUCACUUGUCAGGGCUCUGUGGACUCUGGAGUACACCCCACAGCUGUCUGUGGACUUCAAGACUAUAGUGUCCAAGUUUGGAUCACAGUUUCGUGGUAAUUCCCAACAUGACGCCCUGGAGUUCCUCCUGUGGCUGCUGGACCGCGUCCAUGAAGACGUCAAUCUGGCCUCCCAUAAUAACAACAACACCAACAAGACCAAAACUCCUGGAAAGGGCCCCAGUGGAGCUGAGGAGGUGCUGUCUCCUGACCCGUCCCAGCAGCCCGGAGUCCAGCACAGCUUUGUCCAGGAACAUUUCCAGGCACAAUACAAAUCUUCACUGACAUGCCCCCACUGUCUGAAACAGAGCAACACCUUUGACCCGUUCCUCUGCAUCUCACUCCCCAUUCCUCUUCGCCAGACCAGGCCGCUGUGUGUGAUUCUGGUGUUCAGCACCAAAGGACAGAGGUACCUGCGGGUCGGGCUGGGCGUGCCUCUGUUUGGCUCUGUGGCCUCCCUGAGGAGGAUGGUGGCUGACGAGGGGAAACUUUCCCCAGACCAGGUGAUCCUGACAGAGGUUUACUCCACAGGCUUCCAUCGCUCCUUCUUUGAUGAGGAGGAUCUGACCAACAUAGCUGAGAAUGAUGUCAUCUACGCCUUCCAGGCUCCGCCCCUUUACAUCAGAGGAGGCUCUGCACGAAUCUCAGGUUAUCACCACAGCCUCCCAUCAUCACCGUACUCCACUGGUCCUGAGGGUCAGAGGUUACCUUCAUCUGGCACGUUGUCGUCAGAGUUCCUCCACCAGGGUGUCCCUGUAAAGAUUCUGCUGUUGGUGUGCAAUGCUGCAGGCGCAGGCCAACAGACUGUUAGGUUUGGACCUCCAUUCCUAAUGAGGGAGGACCGGUCUAUUUCCUGGGACCAGCUGCAGCAGAGCAUCCUCAGCAAGCUUUAUUACCUGAUGAUCAAUGGAGCUCAGGCACAGAAUACCAGAGUGCUGUUCAACAUUCGUGUGGUGGGAGGAUCAGCAUUUUACAGCUACCUGUCACCUCAGGACGGACGGCCACUCUACCACCCCGCUGUCGACCGAGCUCUGAAGCUCUGCGGCUCAGGAGGACCUCCACAUGUGAAGCUCAUCAUUGAGUGGGAGCACAGAAUCAAAGACUGCCUGUUUGGUAACAUUCAUGAGGAGGUGGUGAAGGAUGCAGAGAGCGUGAGGAAUCAGCAGCAGCAGCACGUCCAACAGUACAGCUGCACCUUGGAUGAGUGCUUCCAGCUCUACACCAAAGAGGAACAGCUUGCCCCAGAUGAUGCCUGGAAGUGCCCCCACUGCAAGCAGCUGCAGCAGGGCAUGGUGAAGAUGAGCCUGUGGACACUCCCGGACAUCCUCAUCCUCCACUUGAAGCGCUUCAGGCAGGUGGGAGAGCGGAGGAACAAGCUCACCACGUUUGUGCAUUUCCCCCUGGCGGGCCUGGACAUGGCUCCUCAUAUGGUGAACCGCAACCAUGGCACCCAUCCGCCUCCUCUCCAGCCUGGCUGGAACCAGUCCCGACGACCUGACCUGGCUCCUCCAGACUUCCUGUACGAUCUGUAUGCUGUGUGCAACCACCAUGGAGGAAUGCACGGCGGACAUUACACAGCCUUCUGUAGGAACUCGGUAGAUGGCCAGUGGUACAGUUAUGAUGACAGCAGUGCUGAGCCGGUUCCAGAGGCGGAGGUGUGCACACGUGGAGCCUACAUCCUCUUCUAUCAGAGGAGAAACACCAUCCCCCCUUGGUCUGCCAGUUCCUCAGUCACCGGUUCCACCAGCUCAUCCACCUCUGACCACUGGCUGGUCCGUCUGGCAGGGGGCAGUAAGAGGGGCAGUGUGGUGUCAGGAGGGCCCACCACUGGCCCUCCGGGUCCCAUACAGGCCCCAGAAUCUCCUGAGCUGCCAGUGUUUGGAGACGAACCCCCAAAAACAGUAGAAACAAAUGGGUUUGAAGCCAAGCCGUUUGUGCGUGGGACCCAAGGCAGGAGUGUGAGUAUGAGAUCACCAACUAAGCCCAAGGAGUCUCUGAGCAAAGUUCUGCCACUACGGUGGUCUUUUGGCUCCAAGGACCGCAUUAAACACCCAGUCCAGACCCAGCCUGGAGAGCUUGUGGAGUACCUGGAGUCUGGGCGCCGGCCACGAUGUACCAAAGACCCUAUCAUAACACUGGUGGCCACCCCACCACAAAGGAAUGCACAGGGAAGAGCCUUUGAAGUAGGACAUGACUGCAGCUCACCUAGCGGUAGCAGUCUUAGUUGUACCGACAGACCCGGCUCCGACACUUGUUAUUCUCCCAAAAUACCAGCGGGACAGAGUAGACCUUGUGUGGAGAGAAGCGUCAGCCAUGGAGCCUGUAACAGCAGCAACGGCAAAGCCAGGGAUUAUGGUUCUCUGAGGCAGAGGUCAUCUAAGAGAGCAAGGCAGGACCAGGGCAGGACCCUGGACCUCCAGCUUCAGCUUCAGAGAGGGGCCAUUCUAGUGGAUCAUAUCAGCCACAGUGCACCCCCAAGCAGAGAUUCCACAUUGAGAAGGACCAAGGUCCAUACAGGGGUGACCUUCAAGGCACAAAAAGACUUGUUACAGAUGGUCAUUCAACCUGAGGACGGGAGGGGGCAGAGGGGACAGGAGGGUCGCAGUCAUGACAGCCUCUUAUCUUUCUUCAAACCUGGUUUCAUGAAGAAAGAUAUUCCUGGGUCACCAAUCAGAGAGCAUGACAGGCGUAUGAAUGGCAACGGACAACUGGCCAAGCUGGCGAGCAGUAACUUAGCCAAACUGUCGCUCUCCAAUGGAACACUGACCACAGCGGCCCUAGAAGAGAGGAAGGCCAGUGUCAUCCCGAGAUGUGACGCCCACAACUGCAAAGUACAGCUAGUCAACGGAAAGGCUGGCAAUCACGACCCUGUAGACAUUAAGCGUGCUCACAGCUCCAGUAACAUCCAGACCAAGCUGGAUCUGACGUUUCGCAGGUGUGCCUCCCUGCAGAGGAAUGGCGAUGUAGUGGCCCCUCCAGCCCACCGCAUCCUGCUGUCAGACAAGCCCAGCUAUGCCACUCUGCAGCGGACUCGAUAUAGUACCACCUCUCUGGUGCCUCUGUGACAGCCCAGAAUGACUGUUGAACACUAGGACCUCUCUACUGAUUACUCCACACGGCCCCCAGAGAAGCUCCCAGCAGGACGCAUCGCUGGAAAGAAAGUCUAUCGUCUCGCUCCCCUCCAUAGUACUGUUCUAAGUUCUUACCUGUGUGUGUCUUAAACUAAAUCUAUGCAGAGCUGAAUUUACUGAGGAGAAAUACUGCUGUAAUGUGUUUUUUUCCCCCGUUGUUUUGUUUCACAAAGCAGUCUACUGUUAAUACAUGGUUUUAUUUUUUGAGUUUAUGAUCGAUAUGUGAACAGCGGCAUUUUUAGCCUGUUCUACUUCCAGAAAGCAAACAUCUGUUCCGAAGAUAGGAAAAUGUGGUUGGUUAAAGUGGUUUGUAUUCAGCUUAUACAACUUACACAUAAUGGGCUAAAACAUGUAAAACUAUUAAACACAGCAAAAAGUACUAACACCUGCACUGUAAAUUGGCUGCUACAACAACAUACAUCACUUGCUUUGUCAUUUGCUAUAAUUCAUGUUAUAUUAUCAAUGCCCUUUCUUUUUGAAAAAAAACCCCAACGUAUUUUGCUGUAUGACCAUAGCUAAUGUACGAACAGUUACACUGAACCAAACAGCAGAGUUUUAUUUCUGUGUUUCAGCUAUUGAUGUUGCAACUGGUAACCAACGGAUUGCUAAACUGUGGGACAGCUUUGUGGAUUUCAAAAGUUGGAAACAGGGAAUUGUGAAAACCCCUUCCCCUCAAAUUUCUUUCUUCUUUUUUGUUCAGGUUUGUUCUGUGCAUGAAUGAUGAAGAGUCGCGGCUAUAUCAGAAAAUGAGUGGAAUUGUUCUGACUAAAUAGAAAUCCAUCUAUUAACUACCCAUGAAGCUUGCAGAGCAGUGAAAGAGGGCUUUUGUACUUCUACCUCUGCGGAGAGGGGAUGAGAAUUUAUCUCUUUCACUUAAGCUGGGGUUGAAUUCUUGCUGAUAAAAUGCAAAAGCAAAACUCAGUUUGAGGAGGUUUUUCUCAACUGGGAUUGAAGGAUUCACACACACACACAAUCAUUCUUUCUCUGCAGCCACAGAGAUACGAUGAGUCCAAAUGGUAAUUAUGCUCUGUCACAUUUAAUUAAUUACCAUUUCUGUAUCUGCACAACGCUCUUUUAUUUACUUAUGCAUUGUAAAUUUGUCACUGGGGAUCAUUGGGGAAUGUAAAAGUGAGUGUGGAUUGUUUGCCUACACUGUAUUGUAUCUGUGUUUCCUGUUGUGUCAUUUAACAUUACUGUUUAACAACACUCUUUACCAAAAUGAAAUAAUAGUAAAUGAAGGAUGUUUCUGAGACCUUAUGUGGGAAAUAUGGCUAGAUUAUAUUUUAUUAUUAACUUUUUUAAAAGUCUACAUUUUGUACCUGAUGUGUAAUUAUGUAAUUUAAGUACCAGAUUAAAACUGUAUGUUUCAGGUUGCUGUAUAAACUCAGAUUAAUACAUACUGUAAGCGGUUGAAUGCUGUAAGGUUGAAUUGGACACAACACACUAAAGUCCCUGUACUGGACUGUCUAUAAUGUCUGCUUAAUGUACUGCAAGUUUGACGGAUUGCAAAUUAAACACAGCUUUUCUCACAAAUGGA
Molecule: messenger RNA, 5622 nt
Organism: Dicentrarchus labrax (European seabass)
Lineage: Eukaryota; Metazoa; Chordata; Actinopteri; Moronidae
Product: ubiquitin carboxyl-terminal hydrolase 43-like
Exons: 16
Coding region: 351-4019 (1222 amino acids)
Biological process (GO): protein deubiquitination
Molecular function (GO): cysteine-type deubiquitinase activity
Source: RefSeq, a predicted model, not a curated record